This is a messenger RNA of Toxoplasma gondii ME49, 2320 nucleotides long. RefSeq lists its product as hypothetical. Lineage: Eukaryota; Apicomplexa; Conoidasida; Eucoccidiorida; Sarcocystidae. The record is from RefSeq and is a predicted model, not a curated record. The coding region runs from base 1083 to 1586 and encodes 167 amino acids. The transcript has a single exon.
CACCCAGUCACCGGGCCACACACAACACGCAGAGUGGCUUCCAUGCCCUCUCCGUAAGACCGGCAGUCAGUGUGAAUACCCCAGAAUGGAGACGCUGUUGCGGGCAUCGAAGUCACUAAUUUCGUGGGAAAUUGUUUAGCACUCUAGUCACUUCACGCCGCACGCGUCGCCCUCUGACGGUGUCUGCAAUCCUUGUGUGGAAAACCAAGGGGUAGCACCGUGCGUACCAGGGGGCACGGAGAUCGGUGGACCCCAUUCAAAUAUAAUUCGUUGCAAGAGGUAAAAGCGUUUCUUGACCGCUGUUGUCACUGCUCCUGAACGUGACCAUUCAAACCGGUCCGCUGUCGCAAUAACGCACCAAUGACACGCGACCAAAAUUGCGACCGUGUGCCCGCAAUGCGUUUACCCAUAGCUUCCCGACAAGAAAUAGGUCUUUUGAAACACCUUUAGCUCUGGCAACACAAGGCCUUUCUGGACGCGCCCCGUGUGUAUAACUUUUGCACCCCACUGACACAAAGCGUCUAGAAGAGACCUUGACUACUGCCUGUUCUUUUCACCCAUUUGAACACGUGGCGCACCGGUUUUCUUCUGCCUGAAGUUUGUCUUCUCUUCGUAGCGUGCUGAACCAGUGGUCAUAAUGGCAACUGAAGAGCUGCUAUAGCAAAAGCCUCGAAAAGACUCCCCAAGGGUAGCGGCCGUGUCCGCGUCGCUCCAGGUUGGAGGAGAGUGCGACCGAAGAAUCUGCCUGUCACUGUCUGCAAAUAGUCUAGCAACAAGACCUCGUGGCGUUACGACUGACGCCUUAAUCUUCAUUCGAAAAGUCGAUUCGAUUCCACUUUUUUCUACUUUUACCCCCACGACUUGCUGUUCGCUCGCCUUGCACAGCUGCAGACACUCUCACGGUGUUGACUUCCUUCAUCCCACCCCACCGGGUCGGCUCAGAGUCGGCGCCGUCUCAUCCGAGUGAAGAGAGAAGGUUCAACUGUAAGGCGUCAACGACCCAGUCCGCCGUUUGUUGCUGUAGAGACGGAUCACUGGAAUCUGAAUUUUCCCCAGCAAUCUUUCUCCGUUUUCCAGUGGGAAUGUCUCUCUGUCUGUCCACUGCUCCAAGCACAUUCAGCUUAGUUUCUGUUCUCUCUCCAGUCUUCUCUGGGUCUGGCGGCCGCGACGUCUCAUCUUCGGCUCUCAACCAAGGCGUUUCCUCCCUGUCCCCUUCGGUUGCGUCCCCUGUGCAGGCGCAAGUAUCCUCCAGGCCAAGAGAGCAAGAACGUCCGUCGAAAGAAGUUGCGCCAUCCAGGGAAGUACACCCACCGGCUUUUUCGCAUGCAGCGUGCCCUUCCGAAGAUGACCGGCAACUUCGACUCCCAGCAGAGAGUAUCACCUUCGCAAAUCCUGAGGUUCUCCUUUUCAAACGUUCACGAGGGAGAGGAGAAGCCAACAAACAAGACGAAAAAGUCAACAGGGGAGGCAAGGAAGGAGAGGCGGGAGAUUGUUCUGCUUCAUGUCCGCUUGUGUGGCACGGAUCAGCCAGGCUCGUGUCACAGCCGCUCUCUCCGUUGACACCGGCAAACGAUGAGGCGGGAUGAGUUGCUGGAGAAGACGAAGAGUCCUGCGGCCGGAGGGGACGAUGUGCAUGAACUCUGACCAAGUGGCGUCUGAGGACCGCCUUGAAACCAAAAGAGGCUCCACAGAGAUUGCACUUGAAGGCCCGGAGUUGCAGAUGCUUCACGCGAUAGUGGGCUCGCAUGUUGCUCGCCUACAGAGACUCCACAAAAGAAAACAUGACUCAAAGUGUAUCGACGGAAGGACUUGUCCUCCUUAUCGCACACCCUUUCGUGUGUACCUUCUCCGGAGGGAUCUUAAAAGUGACCAAAUCCACGUUGCGCCGUGGGCGCCAAGAGCAAGGUGCAUUUGACAGAAGACAGUUAAACAGUCCACGUUCUUUGCUGUCGAAAUGCCACAUCCUAUCACGAGUUUCAUCCCUCGUCCACAGGGACAUGCCUGUUACCCUCUCUCCGUCUUGCUUUCUUUCCGUCGGCAUCUCGCCUCGCUUCCCAACUAGGUUCCUCGGCGGUUCUCGCCCUUCUUCCGAAACGUCUCAGAGAGCUCUCCAGCCAACAGGGAGCCGCUGUCUAAGGAGGCACCGGUGAAAUACCCGGUUCUUUUCACCAGUUCUUCAUUGCACCAGUACACUGUCGGUUACUUUGAAUUAAUGAGUUUUACAAGUUCUUGCGUUGCAAUAUGAGCUACUUCUUUGUCUUUACCUCACGUUUUCCAAACUAAGUGUUUCGUUCUCAGCCCGAACCCCGGCCAUACAAAC